This is a messenger RNA of Lepisosteus oculatus (spotted gar), 764 nucleotides long. Its product is annotated as protein ripply2. Gene Ontology annotation, biological process: embryonic pattern specification; negative regulation of transcription by RNA polymerase II. Lineage: Eukaryota; Metazoa; Chordata; Actinopteri; Semionotiformes; Lepisosteidae. Gene Ontology annotation, cellular component: nucleus. The record is from RefSeq and is a predicted model, not a curated record.
UGACAGAACAGUGACUACUGAUAAGGUCCUUAAAAACAAACAAAUGCCUGUGCAAAGUGUGACUUUUAACACCAAGGCAUUCUGUGACAGGACGCGUGCGACAUAGCUGUGACGUUAAGGUUGUGAGAUCGCAUAUAAGCGUCUCCACUUUUCAUUGGAGACAAAAACCGAGGUUGAUUCGGGGGAACUGUCACCAUCUGAAAGAAGGAUACAAUGCAAGACAGCGGCUAUACUAGAACCAAAGGAAUCGCAGGUGAACGCUGCAUCAUGACAAAACAGGAACAUAGUCCACAGAGAAUAACGAAUCUGUGGAGGCCCUGGUGUCUCCAAAGUGAAUCAAGGAGGAAGGAAAGGAGAACGAAUAAUUUUCCUUACCCCAGUCCAAUGGUAAAUGUACCAGGCAUGAAGCACACUGAAACUGUUCAUCCUGCAAAGCUCUUCUGGCCCAGAUCAAAGUGCUAUGACUAUUUAUAUCAUGAAGCAGAAAUCCUGUUGAGAAACUAUCCAGUUCAAGCGACGAUUUCAUUCUACGAGGAUUCCAGUACUGACACUGAUAGUGAUUCAGAUGAGGAAGACGAGCUGAAUUAAAUAUACAAGCAUAAUGAAAAAAGACUGUCCUAAGUAUUUUCCCGACUGCUUAUAAUGUGUGCACGGAACUGUGUUCUCAUGUAACUGUUAGUGUUGUUGAUUCAUAGUUCAAUAAUUCCAGUUAGGAAGAUAUUGGUUCAAAGGUGCGGCCUUAUAGAUAAUAAAACUGAGCAACA